UUGUCGUGUCGCGUUCGUCCGUCGAACUCGAAAGUCUUCGAUUACACCUUUCAGUAUAGUGCCGCUCCUCUCACCGUCUCACGCAGUCUCCUUUCUUCCUCACUGUUCCAGAUUCGCCGAGCCGAGACUAAGAACCCCAAAAUCCCAAGCGCUUUCAAGCUAAAACCCUAGGAAUUUGAUCGCGCUUCUGAUUACAGGAAGCAAAGAGAAGAGUCGCGAAGCUUCUUUUCCCCUGCUCAUCUUCCUGCUUUUUUUCUCUCGCCGACCCGGCAAGCUUCACGCUAAUGGCUUCCUCAUCGACGGCGACGGAGAGAAGGGGGAUACCAGGAGCUCAGUUCGUGGAAGAUGUGGAGACAUAUCUAACCCAAUCAGGACUCGAUGUCAACUCUGCCCUUUCCUUCCUUCAGGAGAGGCUUCAGCAGUAUAGGGUUGUGGAGAUGAAGCUACUUGCUCAGCAAAGGGAUCUUCAGGCGAAGAUCCCUGAUAUUGAGAAAUGCUUGGAUGUGGUUGCCACUUUGCAGUCUAAGAAGGGUACUGGUGAGGUUCGUUUUGGUUCUCUCGAUUAUGAUCCCCAGUUGGCUACAUGAACAUGAAUGCGGCUUACAUUUGCAAUUCCUUGUAGUGGCUUUAUGUGUGUGGGAAAUGAUGAGAGAUGCAAUUGCAGCGUAACUCCACAUUUAUUAGGUUAUGAACUACAGUUCCUUCGCCAUUUCAAUGCUUGCUUCUUUCUUAGAAUUGGGAGUUCAUACGUCCAAUACCUUUCAAGACAUCGACCUGCAGAGACUAUUUCAGAUGUCUAUAUAUUUUUUUGUCUUGCACCUUCAAAAGGAUUUAUGUUUCUCUUUUAAAUAUUGGGAUCUAGUCCACUGCAAAUGUUGAACCAAACUAUUAAGCUUCCCUGUCCUGUCCUGUCCUGUUUCUUUCUUUCUUUCUUUCACUUCCUUUUUUGUGUGUCUUGGUGCUUUUAAGUAGUGCAUCAGCUAUCAAGUAUCAAGUUAGCUGGCUAAUGGGUGUAGGCUGUUAGCCGAUUCAAUUUGUUUUUUUAUCUAUCUAGAUUGUCAAGCCAUGUUCAGCUAUGUAGUAGUCUAGUACUCGGUCAUAGAAAAACAACUGAAAGGUCUAGCCGUCUAGCUAGCUUGGCAUCCUUGUGUUCAUUACAAACAUUUGAGUCGCAAAAAGUGUUUCUGGCAAGAGAGACUUCGUAAUCCUCUGUAACUUAAAUGUCCCGGGGCAUACAUGAUAAACUUCCUGUUUUCCGGUUUAAUAUUCUGGGUGCAGGCACUUAUUGCUGACUUUGAAAUCGCCGAAGGCAUCUACUCACGUGCUUCCAUUGAUGAAAGUGACUCGGUUUGUUUAUGGCUGGGAGCAAAUGUCAUGUUGGAGUAUUCAUGUGAAGAGGCCACUGCCCUACUGCAGAAGAAUCUAGAGAACGCUAAAGCUAGUUUAGAAGUCCUUAUUGCUGAUUUGCAGUUUCUGAGGGAUCAAGUCACAAUAACACAGGUCACAGUCGCCCGGGUGUAUAAUUGGGAUGUUCAUCAGCGUAGAUUGAAACAAGCCACUGCUGCUGUUAAAGACUCGUGAGCCAUGGAUCAUUAAGACUUGUGGACUAUCAGUGUAGAUUGAGACAAGCCAUUGAUGUCUGACCUUGGAAAAUGACUUCUCUUUGUGGUUUGUGAGGAAUUAUUUUCGGAUGAGUUUAUCGUCUCCACAUCUACUACUACCAUUUGUUCCCCAUCCCAUCCCAUCCCAUCUCAUCUAUUGUGGCAGUAGAAGCAAACCUCUAGAUCUUUACUCAGGAGCAGUUUUGGUGCCGGAAAGGAUAUCACCUAAGAUGUAAGGUGUGUUUGAGUGGGCUCUUGGCAUUGAACAAGAGUCUGCAGCUAAUUUAUGCUUUUGGGAGAUUGACGGGAUGAAACCGGUCUUAGUAGGAUGGAGUUUGAAUCUGAAAACUGCAGUUGUGAAUUUGUGAUCUGGGAGCAGAUGUAUGGCACAGAGCUCAGAUGGGUAAAUGAAUUGUAACUCAUCAUCUGCUCCAUACUCUCUGUGUUGGUUCAGCAAGCACUCUAUUCGUGCACAAGCCAAAGUCAAUUUAAAGCUGUCGUAUUAUAGCUCUCUGGCAGUUGGGCAGUUAAACUUCUGUCCUAGAUUUGAAUGGUACGUUUCCCUACACGAAUCAAGGUACAGCACUUGGAUCCC
Molecule: messenger RNA, 2196 nt
Organism: Linum tenue
Lineage: Eukaryota; Viridiplantae; Streptophyta; Magnoliopsida; Malpighiales; Linaceae
Source: the annotation of a GenBank genome assembly